Messenger RNA from Apiotrichum porosum, 1476 nucleotides. RefSeq lists its product as uncharacterized. The record is from RefSeq and is a predicted model, not a curated record. Bases 1 to 1476 code for a protein of 491 amino acids. Gene Ontology annotation, molecular function: transmembrane transporter activity. NCBI's taxonomy places the organism in Eukaryota, Fungi, Basidiomycota, Tremellomycetes, Trichosporonales, Trichosporonaceae. Gene Ontology annotation, biological process: transmembrane transport. Gene Ontology annotation, cellular component: membrane. The transcript has 5 exons.
AUGAAGAGAUCGUGGGUCGCGCCUUUGCGCAGCCUUACACGCCGCAAGGACGAUGACAGUCGCCAGCCAACUACUUUUGAGGCUGAGGAAACGACAGUCGUUGUCGAGAGUGUCACCAUCGAUGACGAGCUCAAGCUUCCGGACCGGGCAUCGUUAAUCAUCGUCCUCUUUGCAAACGUGCUCAUGCAGUGGACAUUCUUCAUCAUCGUGUCAAGCUCUAACGAGUACGCCCAGUAUCUGGGCGGUAGCUCCACAUUCUCCGGUCUUGUCAUUGGAAUCCCCACUGCAGUGUCCGCCUUGACACUUGUACCUCUCAUGCUGGUCGACCGAGGUGGCUACGCCAUUCCACUCAACUUUGCAUGCGGUUGCUUGGUUUUGGGCAACAUUCUCUAUGCCCUGGCGUAUCGCGCCAACUUUCUCUACCUUAUCCUUCUGGGGAGGAUGAUCUGUGGAGGGGGCUUCACAUUCUGGAUGUACGCCAAGCGCUAUUGCUCUGAUCCACGCAUUGUGGGCAUUCGACGUCGAACAACGCUUGCGGGUUGGCAAGUGCUCGGGCAAGGCAUCGGUUUUAGCUUUGGUCCGUUUGCUGGUGGUCUACUGUCGAAGAUUGGGUACGACAACGCAGUCUUUAACGGCUUUACGAGCCCCGGUUGGCUGAUGGCCGCGGCGUGGGCAGCGUUUUGGGUGGUCGUGCGCAUCUACUUUGUGGAGGUUCCUCCGGCGCAGACUCCCGCCAUCCCUCUGCAACCCGUCGAGGAGGCGUCGGCCCGGUCAUCCACAGAUGCCGAGGACGCACAGGUACCACCCACCCCUGCUGCCUCGGAGCCAUCUAUCGCCACUUCGACAGUGCCACUGGUAUCGCCAAAGCACAACAUGACUCCAGGACAGUGGGGCGUUGCGGCAACCAUGUGCUGGUUUGCUAUGACCUGCUUUUUCAUUCUCGGCGCCUGGGAGUCAAAUAUCCCAGUCUUCACAGCGUCGGAUGCCCCCGCGAACCCGUUCCACUUUUCGCCGUUUGCCUCGGGCAACAUGAUUGCACUCGGCGGCGCGUGUACCAUCCCAUUCCUCCUCAUCAACCUCCAUUUUGCCCGGCGUAUGCAAGAUCGAAACACCCUCGCGCUCGGCACUUCCGUUGGAGCGGUCGGACUGUUGGUCGCUAUCAGCAUUCUUGCAUCGGAAAAAGUCAACUAUGGCUCGUUCUUUGUCGCUUGGUUCCUCGUGGCCCUCGGCUUCAAUGUUGCUUCAACCGUGACUCUCGCUCUCUUGUCCAAGCAACUCCCCGGAGAGUGGAAUGGACGCAUCAGUCUCCUCAUCCAGUGCAGCAACUACACCGGACGCGUCACCGGGGCUGUGUGGGGCGGUGCUGGCGUGAAAGUGGGGAUGCUCGGCUACGUUGGGUUGCAACUUGGAUAUGUGGCUGUUGGCACUGUCCUGUUCAUGACUCUGUGGCAUAAUCUCAAGGCCAAAACAGGCUAG